CACACAAGGUACAGUGCAGUACGCUCGUACUUCCUCUUUUAAUCUCUUCCCUAUCAACAGGCCUGCUGAUUUCAUUUAAGCCAAGUAACCUGUUCCCCGUCUCCGUCCCACACACACGACUCAAGAAGUUUCCAGCAUCACAGUGAUAUGCCACAGAUAUAUAUGUGCUGAGGGUGGAUCUGGCACUCGCCUCUGACAAUGCACCUCCCCACCGCAACGCACACCUUCACUAUUCCGUCCCUCCAUGAUGGACUCAGGCUCGACUGCCGGAUCUACCAUCCACAAGGACAGUUGAAUCCCAGCAGUCCGUCAUGUCAGCGGAUACGAGGUGCGAUCGUUGCACAUCCGUACGCCCCUCUCGGAGGAUGCUACGACGAUCCGGUCGUGGCUUUUGUUGCAGGGGAGCUUCUCCGAGCUGGGUUCGUGGUGGGCACCUUCAACUUCCGUGGCGCCGGUGGCUCUGAAGGGCGGACAAGCUGGACCGGCAGGCCUGAACUGGCCGAUUACGCUUCUUUCUACGAAUUCAUGCUGCUCUAUCUACAUCGCUUGAGAGACACAUGCUCUACUUCAUCGCAGAAUGGCGGAAAUAAGCUUGAAGCGGUGCAGCUCGUAUUAGGCGGCUACUCAUAUGGGUCAAUGAUUGCAUCGUCUCUGCCGCACCUAGAUCUGAUUGCGGAUGUUGUCAGGCAAAGUAACCAUGGUACUCCCAUGCAUGAGAUCUACCAAAUCGCUCGAGAUCUUGUUUACUGUUCAGAGGAAGACAAGGACAUUCUCGAACAACAGAAAUACACGCCUCAGGAGAUGAAAAAAGCCGCGGGCACCAUUGAGAGAACAAGGGUCGCCUAUUUACUUAUCUCACCCAUCUUGCCCCCAAUUAACCGGUUUCUGACAUUAUUUGCCAAGCUGUCGCUUGACAUCGGACCGUUUGAGUCGUCUCAGAGGCAGUCGAUUCCUUGUCCGCAGCCAGCAGACCAGGUGUGCGCGCAUGAAACACUUGCUCUCUAUGGAAACCAGGAUACGUUCACAUCCGCACAUAAGUUGCAGACUUGGUCAAAAGAGCUCAGCCAGAAUCCGUCGAGUAAGUUCCAGUCGGUUGAGAUCGAUGGAGCAGGGCAUUUUUGGAUUGAGGAUGGUGUCCGAUCUCAGGCCAGAGACGCUAUCAGGAACUGGCUAUGUCGAAUUCGUUAAUACCCGCGCCGUGGUCAGUAGGUAAUGUGGAUUACAUCACGAGAGCGAAUGAGUCUAGAUUAUCU
This is a messenger RNA of Aspergillus brunneoviolaceus CBS 621.78, 1253 nucleotides long. RefSeq lists its product as uncharacterized. The record is from RefSeq and is a predicted model, not a curated record. NCBI's taxonomy places the organism in Eukaryota, Fungi, Ascomycota, Eurotiomycetes, Eurotiales, Aspergillaceae. The transcript is spliced from 2 exons. Bases 199 to 1188 code for a protein of 329 amino acids.